This is a messenger RNA of Pseudonaja textilis, 1557 nucleotides long. It is a transcript of the gene ST8SIA4, whose product is annotated as ST8 alpha-N-acetyl-neuraminide alpha-2,8-sialyltransferase 4. NCBI's taxonomy places the organism in Eukaryota, Metazoa, Chordata, Lepidosauria, Squamata, Elapidae. The record is from RefSeq and is a predicted model, not a curated record. Gene Ontology annotation, biological process: N-glycan processing; oligosaccharide metabolic process. Gene Ontology annotation, molecular function: alpha-N-acetylneuraminate alpha-2,8-sialyltransferase activity.
AACCCCUUUGGCUGAAUGCUGCUUUGUUUUAUUCUCCUUUGCUCCCCUUUCUCUCGCAUCCUGCCAAACAAAGGAAACGGGAGGAAUUCCGAUUUGCGGGAGACAUGCGUUCCAUCAGGAAGAGGUGGACUAUCUGCACGAUAAGUAUCCUCCUGAUCUUUUACAAGACAAAGGAGAUUGCAAGAACCGAGGGGCACCCGGAGGCGCAACCCAGCGGAGAUGGUGAGCAAAGUUUAAGUAAAUCAAUGGUCAAUAGCUCUGAUAAAAUAAGCCGGAAGAGUGGCUCUUCAGUGUUCCAGUAUUCUGUAGAAAGAUGGAAAAUCAAUUCCUCCUUGGUGAUGGAAAUAAGGAAGAAUAUUCUUCGAUUCUUGGAUGCUGAAAGAGACAUCUCGGUUGUCAAAAGCAGUUUCAAGCCGGGAGAUGUAAUCCACUAUGUGUUAGACAGACGCCGUACACUAAAUAUUUCUCAGGAUUUGCAUAGCCUCCUUCCUGAAGUUUCUCCAAUGAAGAAUCGUCGAUUUAAGACAUGUGCUGUUGUAGGAAAUUCUGGCAUCCUUCUGGAUAGUGGGUGUGGAAAAGAGAUUGACAGUCAUGAGUUUGUUAUAAGGUGCAAUCUAGCUCCUGUGGUGGAGUUUGCUGCAGACGUGGGAACUAAAUCAGAUUUUAUUACCAUGAACCCAUCAGUUGUACAAAGAGCAUUUGGAGGCUUUCGGAAUGAGAGUGACAGAGAAAAAUUUGUGCAUAGACUAUCUAUGCUGAAUGACAGUGUCCUUUGGAUCCCUGCUUUCAUGGUCAAAGGCGGAGAGAAGCAUGUGCAGUGGGUUAAUGCAUUAAUCCUUAAGAAUAAAUUGAAAGUGCGAACUGCCUAUCCAUCACUGAGGCUUAUUCAUGCUGUCAGAGGUUACUGGCUAACCAACAAAGUUUACAUCAAGCGACCCAGCACUGGACUCCUUAUGUAUACUCUUGCGACGAGGUUCUGUGAUGAAAUUCACCUUUAUGGAUUCUGGCCCUUCCCAAAGGAUAUAAAUGGAAAACCAGUCAAAUAUCAUUAUUAUGAUGACUUAAAGUACAGAUACUUUUCAAACGCUAGCCCCCAUAGGAUGCCAUUAGAGUUUAAAACACUGAACAUGUUACAUAAUAAAGGAGCACUUAAACUGACCACAGGGAAAUGUAUACAGCAAUAAUGCACAAGUCAAAUUUCAAGAGAAAUACAGGAAAUUCAGAUUUUAUAGAACAGCAGUGGGAUCCAAACAGUGGAUAUAUCCCAGUGCACUGUACCAAGCCAUCAGAACAGAAGGAAGUGCAUCAACACUCUAUUACCAGCUGUUGUUUUACCUGUUGAAGUGCUAAAUCUUGAGUGCAAUGGUUCAAGUAAGUGCCACUUUUGCUAAGAACAAAUCUUGAAUGUAUACAAUCAGAAGUGUUUACAAGCUCCAACAAUGCAUUCAUCACUUGUGCGCUGAUCAUUUGCCUCCACACAAAGUCGGGCAAUGUCCAAAGGAAUACCCAGGCAUUAAAACGAAAUGAAGUGAAGUCAAGGUGCAGUGGAUCAUAUCU